Molecule: messenger RNA, 476 nt
Organism: Cydia fagiglandana
Lineage: Eukaryota; Metazoa; Arthropoda; Insecta; Lepidoptera; Tortricidae
Exons: 2
Coding region: 72-455 (127 amino acids)
Source: RefSeq, a predicted model, not a curated record
AUAAUAAGUCUGCAAGAAGUAGCAUAUAGGUUAGUUGAAUUAAGUAGUUGGUAGACAUUUCAAUACUCGUAAUGAUUGCUGUAUACUUUGUACUAGUUAUAACUGUGCUGGCGAGCGUCGACGCCCAUCCUUAUGAGGCGUCGAGCGCGAUGAAACAGCAUAGUAGAGUGAAGCGUCAAAUACCUGGCGCUCCAGGUAUAGAAGACCCCACGGACCCGAAGUACCAGGAAUUGGCCCAAGAAUCGUUUGAUAAGUACCGAGAGACUCACUCUGCUGGUCAGAUAGUAGUCAAGGAUAUCAUAGUUACAAAAGCCACUAAACAGUUGGUGGCUGGAGAUAUGUAUCGUCUUUCAUUCAUCGUGUUCCCUAUCUAUGGCGACGCACUUCACUGCUAUUCUGAAAUUUAUGUUAACUUAGAAAAUCAAAAGAAAUUUACUGUAAAUUGUGAUAAUUAAAUUCUACUACUUUUCUUCUUG